ACAACCCGGAUUAUCUUCCCUCAUAUUAUCCAUUUUAUUUUCCAAACAUAUACCCAUACCAUAUCUUCCAUAAAUCUACGGAGUAUAUUUUUAGAUAUCCAAAUGAGUUACUGAAAUUUCUCUAUUGUUCCACGCCCUAUCCACAACCAUUCUUGUUGUAAAAGUGUGCAAACGCUUUUUGGACAAUCCAUGAGUCGUCUACUGUUCCAGAAAACGAAGAGUAGACGACGCACCGCUGCUAUGGGUGAGCACUCGACGCCGCACCACUACUCUUCUUUUACACUGAACGACGCACCGCUACUCUUCGUUAGCACCUGACGGCGCAGCGCUGCUCCUCUUUAACCGUCGACGACCCACCAAUUCUGGAGACUUCUCCUGCUUUGCAUUAACCUGCUAAAAGGAACAACAAUCAGCUCUCACAAGUUUCUGCUGUUUCUGACAUGGUAAUUAGAUGGCCGAGGAUGCUAACACCUACCCAACUCUCACAGAUUAUUCGUGAACAGAAGAACCCACUAAAAGCCCUUGAAAUCUUUAAUGAAGUGAAGCAUAGAUAUCCAAAAUACAAUCAUAAUGGUCCUGUUUACGAAGCCAUGAUAAACAUUCUAGGAAGCAAUGGUCAGCUGACUGAGAUGAAACAUGUUAUUAACCAGAUGAAGGAUGAUUCAUGCCAGUGCCAUGACUCAGUCUUUGUGAGUGCAAUCAAGACCUAUGCAAAAGAAAAAUUAAUCAAUGAGGCGGUUUUGCUUUUCAAAAGCCUUCCACAGUUCAACUGCGUUAAUUGGACUCGAUCUUUUAAUACUAUGUUGGAAAUACUUGUGAAAGAGUCUAAGCUUGAUCACACAUAUCACAUCUUUCUUGAGAAUUCAAGCCGAUGGGAAGUGAAGUCUCGGACUUUUUCUUUGAAUUUACUAAUGGAUGCCCUUUGUCAAAUGAAAAGAUCCGAUCUUGCCUGUCAUAUUUUCCAAGAGAUGAGCCAUCAAACCUGCUGCUGUGCAGACAAGGAAAGUUAUAGGAUUUUGAUGAGCGGCCUGUGUCAAGAAAAGCGGUUUGACGAGGCUAUUCAUCUAUUGUAUUCAAUGUUCUGGAGGGUUUCAUCAAAGGGCAGCGGUGAAGAUGUUGUAGUAUAUAGAACACUUUUGGAAGCGCUGUGUGAUAAUGGGAAUUUUGAUGAGGCACUUCAGGUUCUUUCAAAGGUAUUGCAUAAAGGGCUUAAGUCUCCUAAGAGACACCGAAGGCAAAUUCAAUGCCACUAUGAAUCAGAUAGUUACCGUUUGAAUUCAUUUAUUAAUGAAGCUUUAAUCACGGGCAUAAUUCCGAGUCAUAAGAGUUACAGGGAACUGGCAAUUGAUUAUUACUUCGGAGACAAGAUUGAUGAAGGUAACAAAGUGUUGAAUGAAAUGUUUAAGAAAGGGUUUAGACCAUCGUUGGAGAUAUAUGAGGCCAAAUUGCUGGCAUUGUUUAGACAACAUCGGGUUAACGAGGCCAUGGAGGUUGUUGACCAAGACAUGGUAGGUAGCAAUUGUCUUCCUAAUGUUAAGUUGUAUAAUACUCUUAUAAAAGGACUCUGUGAUGAAAAAAAACCGGAUUUAGCCAUCAAGUAUUUUGAGAAAAUUCAAACGCAGCUAUGCUGUGUUGCCAACAAGGACACUUAUGAGAAUUUAGCUGAUGGACUAUGUCAUGAAGGUAGAUACACAGAAGCAAGUCUUGUGCUGGAGAGAAUGUUGAAUAAUUCUUAUUGGCCUCGAGUUGAAACUUUUAAUGCUGUUAUCCACGGUCUUUGCUUGGUAGAUACUAAUUCACAUCAAGCAAUCAUGUUUUUAGAGGAGAUGGUUAGUCAAGCUAAGUUACCAGAAGCUCCUGUUUGGCAGUCACUAGUAGCAUCUGUUUGUACUGAAACUGCUGGAAACCGAUUUCUUUAUAGACUAUUAGAACGAUUGAGGAAGCCUUAAUUAUGGCACUUACUGUAUUAUGUGUAUGUAAUCAAUCAUAUAUGAUUUUUUAAAUAUGCAUGUGUCUCUCGCCUUGAACAAUUAUUUAAUAAGCUAGGUAGUAAUACGUAGUAUUUACAAAUGUUAUUUUUCAACUUCUUCAUGCAACUUUUAUCUGAAACUUCCUGAGUAAUAUGUAGUAAUACACUAAUACGUACAAGUAGUAUAUACCAAUCUAGCUUAUUUCCUUUGAGAUUCAACUUUAUUAUUUGUUUCAUUGUGCACUUUUACUUACCUGUUUUAAGUAGAUUCUGGGAGACUGAAUGAAUCGCAAAUACUGUGGUGGAUCAAGAGAUUGGAGCUAAGAGUAUGCACUUUGUCUAUUGCACGCUGAUCAAUGCUAUCUGGUGUCACUAGAUGAUUGGAAACCUUAUCUAAGGGCUGAUCAAUAGAAACCUUGUCUAGGGAAUGAUCACCAGAGACCUUGUCUAGGGGAUGAUUACUGGAAACCUUGUCUUGGGGUUCAUCAUGGUCAUUUAGUGACACUAUAUUAUUGGAAACAUCAUCUUGGAGAUGGCCACCAAAAUCAGGAGAAACUGUAUUAUCUCCAAGUAGAUCCAUAGAGGGAUUCAGCAGUACUGCAUCAUAUUCUUUUGGCUUUUCCUCUUCAAGCAUUGGCCUCUCUGAA
Messenger RNA from Cuscuta europaea, 2616 nucleotides. Lineage: Eukaryota; Viridiplantae; Streptophyta; Magnoliopsida; Solanales; Convolvulaceae. The record is from the annotation of a GenBank genome assembly.